Molecule: messenger RNA, 1160 nt
Organism: Ostreobium quekettii
Lineage: Eukaryota; Viridiplantae; Chlorophyta; Ulvophyceae; Bryopsidales; Ostreobiaceae
Source: the annotation of a GenBank genome assembly
AUGGGCCCCGCACUGGCCUGCCUGCUGCUGGCCGCGGCGGCCCUGGCGGCCGACGACCUCGCGGGGCCGGAGGUGCCGAUGGGCGGGAUCGGCACCAGCGGCGCAAGGCGGGGCAACGGCACGAAGCAGGCGGCGACGGUUGGGGAGAUCGUGGGGGAGAAGGUCGAGGACGCCAUAAAGGAGGAGUUCAGGGGGGAGGUGGCGGAGGCGGAGCGGGACAAGGGGAAGAACUUCAACCAGACGGCCAACAAGUCGGACGUGAGGGGUGAGUGGGUGGAGUAUGCAGCCAUAUGGGCCCAACUGGAAACGGUGAUCAAGGUACCCGGGCACAAGCCUAAGGUGUCCAACGAUAGCAUUGAGGUCAGUGCAGAUGGCAACCUCCGCCCGGUGGGCAAUGGGAGUGGCACUAACGCCACAGAUGCCACGGAUGUCGAAGAGAACGACGUGGAUAGGAUCAUUGACAAGCAGGACAAUGAAUAUGUCCUGUCCACUCCCAAGCACUUCGCUGCUUUGACUCUGGACCCUCGCCUCAUAAAAGACCUGACGAUAUUGAUAACCACAGCAGCUGCAAUUGGCAUGGUGUUCGAGGCCAUAGGACAGCCUGUAAUCAAUGGUUACCUUAUCGCGGGGGCCAUAGUGGGCCCUGGAGGAUUGAUGCUGAUCAAGGAACUUGUUCAAGUCGAGUCCCUGUCUCAGCUGGGUGUCCAGUUUCUCCUGUUCUACCUCGGGAUGGAAUUUUCAGUAUUCAAGAUGAGGGUGGUGGGGGGCGUCGCACUGAUGGGUGGUUUGAUCGAGGCCUCCAUUUUUGUGGGGGGCGCAGCGCUGCUGGCAGCCAUCUUUGGUGGUGUGAUGGCACAGGGCAUCUUUCUGGGAGCCCUUAUCUCCAUGUCAUCCACGUCAGUUGUGGUAAAGGUCCUUGAGGCCAGCCAUUCGACAGCGACACAAUAUGGCCAGAUCACCAUCGGCACGCUCAUCCUGCAGGACUGCACUGUGGGUGUCAUGUUUGCGAUGUUGCCCAUCCUCAGUGGCAAAUAUGGUGGAGAUGAGGUUGAAACAACAAUGGCCAUUGCCACAGUAUUGACAAAGCUUGCAUUUUCAGUCACCAUGGCUGUAGUCAUUGCCAGAACGAUGCUGCCAUAUAUGGUUCGAAUUCUUGUGAG